Messenger RNA from Dermacentor andersoni, 2043 nucleotides. RefSeq names its product protein FAM98A-like. The record is from RefSeq and is a predicted model, not a curated record. Lineage: Eukaryota; Metazoa; Arthropoda; Arachnida; Ixodida; Ixodidae. Gene Ontology annotation, cellular component: tRNA-splicing ligase complex.
CCAGCCACUCUAAUCCAACCCGAGCACGCCGGAGCUUGUCAACGCGACACAACGCGAGCGUGGGUUUUACGAUCCGAUUUCACUUUCGGAGGAUUUCUCCACGUGUGAUAUGGAUGACCAUGUUCUGACGGCGCUGGAGGAUCUCAGGUAUGAUGGUCCCUUGGUCAACGAUGAGCUGUUUGCGAAGGAGAUUGAAGAUGCCAAGUCGGUCAAGUUCACGGGGCUCGUGGCCUGGCUAUCGACCGAGAUCAAAUCCCUCUGCAACCUGGAGGACCACGUCAAUGCCAUCACAGAUGUUGACGACUGGAACACAUUCUUGCUUGAGCUUAGCGCUUUCCUGAAGGAGCUGCAAUGUCCAAUAAGUGUAUUGACAGAUGGGCCUGUGAGCCAGAGGAUAGUGUCAAAAGAAAACAGGCUGCUGCUCCUUGGCUUUCUGUGCGAUGAGCUGCAGGCAGCACGCAUGAUCAAAGUGAUGAAGCCAAACAGCAGUGCCCUUCAGGUGCAGAUGGAUGAGUCACCUGUGGCCAAAGCCAUGAAGGGCAUGCUGAUUACGCUCGGCUUUGGCAAGCCACCACCAAACAUCACACCUGCACAGCUCUUCUCCAAGUCAGAGUCCAAGGUGCGCGAGUUGGUCCCGAAGGCAGGCCCCGCAGUGAUGAGCAAGCCGCUAUUCGCUGGCGGCCUCACGGAGAAGCAGUGGUUUGCGCUGGCCAAGUUGCAGGAGCAGAUGCAGGACGAGUACCGCGUGCGACGUGAGACACUCAUCAAGCGUCUCGACGUCACCAUCCAGUCCUUCCUCUGGGCUGAGCGCCUCAAGGGCAUGGAAGACAAGAUCAUGAAGGCAUACCAGCCAAGGCGAAAAGUCAUGGAGACUGAGCCCAAUGUGAGCGUGGGUCACGUCCUCGCUGCCAGAGAAGACCUGACGAUGCUGGAGAAGACAAGCGGUGUAGGCGUGCGCAAGAACACCAAGAGCGCCGUGAACCGGGUGCUGAUCGGCAUGGUGCCCGACCGGGGCGGUCGUCCCGAGGAGCAGCAGCCACCGCCUCCCGAGAUGCCCAGCUGGCAGAAGCGCUCCGACGCACCGCAGGGCGGCCGCGGAGGUGGGACAAGCUACUCAACCGGCCGCGUCCAAGGUGCCGGCUGGGACGACCAGAGGAGAGGCGGAGACGGACGAGGCGACGGGGGCUACGGCGGCGGUGGCUAUGGCCAGAGGGACGAGAGAGAUUCCAGGGGAGGACACGGUCGGGACGGAGGCUACCGUGGCGGUGGUGGCGGUGGCUACAGGCAGCAAGACAGCUAUGGAGGCGGCCAGCAAGGAGGCUACGGAGGCGGCGGCUACAAGCAGGAUAACUAUGGCCAGAGAGAUGGACACAGUGGCGGGGGAGGGAGAGGAGGCUACAGAGGGGGAAGGGGAGGCCGGGGAGGAGGAAGACAGUACGACAGAUGAUCAUGCGACACUUCGGGUUAACAUGAACAACAUGUUGUGGGGAGCAUGGCUGGGGAGUUGGGGUCUAACCGAUACAUUAUGGGCAUAGUUUUUGGAAUGUGAGAGCCCUUUUUUCGUGGGGGCACGGAUGCAAGAUUAUAAAAAUAUUUCGCUGUAAUAGCCUUCGCUGUAAAACACAUCCGCAGUAGACAAUCCCGUGAAUUGUCUACUGAGGAGGUGUAAAAUUGUAGAUGUGUAUGCAUUUAGAGACCUCCAGCGAUGUUGGAUACUUGGAGCUGAAAUUGCGCACGCAGGUCUGCUAGCACGUGUUGCAAUAGGUCGUGAAACUGAGCAUAGUCAGGCCUUUAUGACAAAAAAUGAAUGAAUGUCUGUGUAGAGAUGGGGGUGGGGGGGUUGCUAGCAGAAACGAAUUGAGCAUGGUGAAUGUAUCAGUCGGCUAGCAGAAAAUGAAAUAGAGGGAGGCCAUUUAAGAAUGUGCCUGCCACUCGUAAAUUAUUGAAUAGCGCGCAUGUUUUUUGUUGUAUGUUCCUGGUGUGCAGCCAAAGCUAUUUGUGUGAAGUGUGCGAGUGAAUUAAAGUGACCAGUGGAACUUUGCA